AUGUCCCGCACCAAGAUUCCCCCCAGCGGCAUUUGGGCCCCCGCAGUAACUCUCUUCAACCCCGAUACCGACGAGCUUGACCUUGAGGCGCAAACAAAGUACUACUCCUACCUGUCCAAGACGGGCCUCGCCGGCCUUGUCAUCCUCGGCACCAAUGCUGAACAGUUUCUCCUGACCCGCGAGGAGCGCAAGGCCCUGAUCGCCACCGCCCGCAAGGCGACCGGCCCCGACUUUCCCAUCAUGGCCGGCUGCGGCAUGCACUCGGUCAAGCAGGUCCUCGAGCUCAUCAACGACGCCAAGGAGGCCGGCGCCGACUCCGCGCUCGUUCUGCCCCCUGCGUAUUUCGGCAAGCAGACGACUCCCGCCGUCAUCGACCGCUUCUUCAACGAGGUCGCCGAGAAGACCCCUCUGCCCAUCGUCAUCUACAACUUCCCCGUCGUAUGCAACGGCAUCGACCUCGACAGCAGCACCAUCGCCAAGCUGGCCAAGAAGCACGAGACCAUCGUCGGCGUGAAGCUCACAUGCGGCUCCGUCGCAAAGAUUGUCCGCCUGUCCGCCGAGCUGCCGGCAGACAAGUUCGCCACCUAUGGCGGCCAGUCCGACUUCCUCCUCGGCGGCCUCGCCUCCGGCAGCGCGGGCUGCAUCGCGGCCUUCGCCAACGUCUUCCCCCGCGUGACGGUGCAGAUCUACAAGCUGCACGCCGAGGGCAAGAUCCAGGAGGCGUUGGAGCUCCACCAGAAGGCCGCCAUUGCCGAGCAGGCCACCAAGGCGGGCAUCGCGACCGUCAAGUACGCCGCCUCCGUUUUCACGGCGCCGCGCGCCGGGUUGAAGGGACAGGAUAAGCUGUUCCAGCCGCGGAGUCCUUACUUGCCCGCGAGCGAAGACCAGAAGAAGGCGGUGCACUACCUGAUGGAUGAGCUCAACAAGGUCGAGGAGGAACUUGCGGGUUCCAGUUGA
Molecule: messenger RNA, 957 nt
Organism: Colletotrichum graminicola M1.001
Lineage: Eukaryota; Fungi; Ascomycota; Sordariomycetes; Glomerellales; Glomerellaceae
Product: dihydrodipicolinate synthetase
Exons: 1
Coding region: 1-957 (318 amino acids)
Molecular function (GO): 4-hydroxy-tetrahydrodipicolinate synthase activity
Source: RefSeq, a predicted model, not a curated record